Messenger RNA from Phytophthora infestans T30-4, 1638 nucleotides. RefSeq names its product serine protease family S10, putative. Gene Ontology annotation, biological process: proteolysis. NCBI's taxonomy places the organism in Eukaryota, Oomycota, Peronosporomycetes, Peronosporales, Peronosporaceae. The coding region runs from base 1 to 1638 and encodes 545 amino acids. The transcript has a single exon. Gene Ontology annotation, molecular function: serine-type carboxypeptidase activity. The record is from RefSeq and is a predicted model, not a curated record.
AUGAAGGCGGCGCUGCAAUUGCUCGUGAGCUACGCGGCUGUGUUGGCGUCGAUGGCGUCGGGUGCUCGCCACGAGGACGCGUUGGUCAAGGAUCUGCCAGGUCUGACGCGGGAGCUGUCGUUCAAGCAUUACGCCGGCCACUUGCAGCUCAAGGAGGAGGAGAAACUCUUCUACUGGUACACUGAAAGCCAAAGCGACCCGGAGAACGACCCGAUCGUGCUGUGGCUCAACGGCGGCCCGGGAUGCUCGUCCCUGGGCGGGUUGUUUACCGAGAACGGCCCGUUUGUCGUACGUGACGAUCUGAGUAUCAAGGUGAAUCGCUACUCGUGGAACCGCAAGGCCAACAUGGUGUGGCUCGAAUCCCCCGCCGGGGUGGGCUUCAGUGGCGACGUGGAAGGACCAAACUACUACAACGACGACGUCGUCGCGGUUAAGACACGCGAGUUCCUUAAUCUCUUCUUCAACAAGUUCAGCGAACUCAAGAACCGCGAGUUCUACAUCACCGGUGAGAGCUACGCUGGCAUGUACAUUCCGUAUCUGGUGGAUCGGUUGGUGGAGGAGCCGAUCGAAGGCGUCAACCUUAAAGGAUUCGCUAUUGGCAACCCGUUCACCGACAAUAUCAUUGAUGGUAAUGCCUACAUCGACUACUACUACUCGCACGCAAUGGUGUCGCUGGAAGCCUAUGAGAAGAUCAAGGUGCAGUGCGGUGCUCACAUCGGCUGCCUGUUCGACGACACGCCGUGUCCCUCCGGCUGUGAGGCGUUGCUACAAGAGGCGGAGGUCGGAGCUGGUGGCCUCGACCCAUACUUCAUCUACGGUGACAUCUGCCUCAUGGACAAUACUCAGGCCAAGGCUCUGCGUAAGAGAGCGAAGCCGUCGGUGCAAAUCUCGCCCACACACCGUGGUGACAUUGGAGCCUGUGCUGACACUCUCACGCACAUCUAUCUGAACAUGCCGGAAGUACAGCAUGCGAUCCACGUGACUAAAAGCACAGGCGGUAAACUUGUUCAGUGGAAGGGAUGCAGUGACCCCGUUGGUGAUCUGUACACGUCCAGUCCGUCGUCGCUACCCAAAUACCACAACAUCCUGGGCCACAACCUUAAGGCUCUUAUCUAUAGUGGCGACGCUGACUCGGUCGUGAACUUUAUCGGCACGGAGCGAUGGAUCGGCGGUCAAGGACUCAAGCUGAAGAUCACUCAGAAGUGGCGCGCAUGGUUCGGCCCCGACCAGCAACUGGCAGGUUAUGUGCAGAAGUAUGAAGGUCUGACAUUCAAGACAGUCAAGGGAGCUGGGCACAUGGUGCCGGCAGUGCGUCCGCUGCACGGGCUCAACCUCUUCGAGUGCUUCGUGUACGGCCAGGACGCCUGCAACAAGUUCGUGUACCCAGUGGACGACAACGAGAUCGAGGCUGGUCUGACCGUCGUUCAGCAGGCGGCGAAUGAGAACAUGGACAUCGACGAUGUCAAGGCUGCCAAAAGGAACGUCAUUCCGCACGAGUCUGACUCAUCGGCAAUCUGGUUGAUCUUGCCAGUAGCGUGUGCUGUUCUGGUGGCGGCUGCUGCCGUUGGCAUCCGCAAUGGAAAGAAGCGUUCGCGCUACCAGCGUCUAUACUCCAACGGCUAUCAGACCGUGGUAUAA